ACAUGAUUGCAGUGAUAUGGACGCGUAUUUCCUGAUGGGCUGACUUGGACUAAAGUAAGACCGUGUCCAGUCAUCAGAUCGUCAGCAUUGCAUCGUGCCAUGGAGAGAUUAGAAGCUACAUCAGAGCUCCAGUCACGGCUGUCAUCUCUGUCCUUCUCGUCUUUUCCGGGAAUAACAUCCAAACAGUGCGACAACAGACCGCCGGACAGGCUCCAGAAUACAGACCUUUCAAACCCCAAGCAACAACCUGAGAUGGAGGAAACCAAGGAUGAUUCAGGGCAGCUUUCUGAGAGUAAUGAAGAGGCCCCUGCUGAGCCAGCUCUGGGGGAAGGAGGCGAGGAGAACAACAGUGCUGGGAGCUGUCAGCUCUCCAGUGAGAUUAAAGCCCAAAUGCCACCCCUGAACCCCCCCACAACAUGGACAUCUGCUGCUCUGAAGGAGCUCAAGGCAAAGCUUCGAACGGAGAAGGACAGCGUGGUGACAGUGUACCGAGGCGACAUCAUGACAGUUCAUGUGCCCACUGUCCCCGAGGCCAAAAAAGUGUGCUGGGAGUUUGCCACAGAUGGUUAUGACAUUGGCUUCGGCAUAUAUUUUGACUGGACUCCGGUCACGAGCCGGUCUAUCACCGUGCACAUCAGUGAGUCAAGCGAUGACGAAGAUGAAGAGGAGGAGCUGGAAGGGCCCGUCAGUAACGGCGAUGUUGAGAAGGGCUCCAAAAGUCAGACCAACUCAAACCUGGGGGAAAUCUUACCUGUAUACCGCCAGGACAGCCACUUGACCGUCUUCGGGGGGAGCCACGAUUUUCCAGGUGAAGGCACAUACCUCCUGAAGUUUGACAACUCCUACUCACUAUGGCGAAAUAAAACUCUUUACUACAGAGUUUAUUACAGUGCCUGAGAUGCCAAUUUAUUUGUUUAUGAAUGUAUAAUUUACAAAAGAAUAUUACUUUUAAAGGUGCUGUGUGUAGAAUUUAGUGGCAUAUAGUGGAAUUAAUUUAAUUAGUGUAUAAUCAUAAGAAUGUUUUUGUUUUUGUUACCUGAGCAUGAGCCCCUUGUAUCUACAUAGGGAGCCAGUCCUCUUUCAUGGAGGCUGCCAUGUGGCACCGUUAUGUUUCUACAGUAGAAGGAGUCGCGUUUUUUGGGAGUUUCGCCGCCACUGUAGUUUCUCUUACAUGCUUGGAAAAGCAGAGGGAAGGGUAUUCAGUUGGUUUCAAUCUGUAACCUAACAGUUAGUUGCCACUAUAUCCUACACACUGGUCCUUUAAGAACGACAAACUAUUUUUGAAUCCACUUGUGGAAAAGAUGAAGUUAUAAUAGAAAAGGUUAAAUAUAGGCAUAUCUAUUUUUUAUCACUGUCAGCUUGUGUUGCCACACGUUGAACAUAUGUAUACUGUCGGAUAGUUUUGAAUGCAACAUUUGCUCCAGUUCCUCGCUGAUACAUAUUUGAAGACGCCUUGCAUAUGUGCCAUGUUCCCAUGUGUGCACUGUGCUAUUUGGUCAAGUGCCCAUCAUAAAACCUAUAUUGUCUUCAGCUGUAACAUUUCUAUAGUAGCAGUGACCAGGGAACACCUGCACAGAAUACAUUUCACCUGGCCAGGUGCUUAAUCAGCAAUGCUGUUGUGUGUGUCUGCGUAUGUGUGUGUGUGUGUGUGUGUGUCUGUGUGCACCUUUUACGAUUAUGAUUAUGUUGCUUGUUCUCAUCUCUUGUAUUUAACCUUCUGCUUUGCGCCGUAACUUUAUUUUAAUUUGUAUUAAAUCUAAUCAUGAGCUAACUGAGAUUAUAAUAAUGGAAUACAAAUACUACUGGCAUAGUGGUGUGUUGGUAGAGGAUUAAAGUCAAGAAUGCUGAAUGUACUGAAGCAAGGCAACAGAUAUCCAGAGUGUGCUUUUUAUGACACAAAUAAAAAGCCAUCCCUUAUCACACAAAGCGCUUAUUAUGUAAUAUAGAUUCAAUAUUUACAUUUGCCUUUCCCCCAUUUUUAAUUUGCUGUUUCAUAAGUAGGGAGCAGUUGUAAUAUUUCAUCUAAAUGUAUUUUGUGCACAGGUCUAUGUGAGUGAAGGUCAGUGAUUCUGGAUAUUCUCUGUGCGUCGGGCGUACUUUGGAUUUGAUUGUGUUGAAUAGAAUUGUUCGAUCCUGUUUCAAAAAACGACGCUUCUGUCACUUUGUGCGCAUGUUCAAAAUAAAGAUGUCACAAGUUUGGUUGUUAAUGCCGAAUACGAUGCAAAGCAACUGAUUCAAAAGCUUCCCAUGUUUGCUGUACUGUACCUUUUAAGUUAUGAUUCCUGAAAAUGUCCUAUAUAUUCCACAAUAAAGAGAAGAUUGUGUAA
Messenger RNA from Scomber scombrus (Atlantic mackerel), 2327 nucleotides. It is a transcript of the gene tmed8, whose product is annotated as transmembrane p24 trafficking protein 8. Bases 100 to 897 code for a protein of 265 amino acids. Gene Ontology annotation, cellular component: Golgi membrane. The transcript has 6 exons. NCBI's taxonomy places the organism in Eukaryota, Metazoa, Chordata, Actinopteri, Scombriformes, Scombridae. The record is from RefSeq and is a predicted model, not a curated record.